Andrographis paniculata is the source of this 3084-nucleotide messenger RNA. RefSeq names its product protein TIFY 4B-like. Gene Ontology annotation, biological process: regulation of defense response; regulation of jasmonic acid mediated signaling pathway; response to wounding. NCBI's taxonomy places the organism in Eukaryota, Viridiplantae, Streptophyta, Magnoliopsida, Lamiales, Acanthaceae. The record is from RefSeq and is a predicted model, not a curated record. Bases 310 to 1380 code for a protein of 356 amino acids. The transcript has 9 exons. Gene Ontology annotation, cellular component: nucleus.
AUACAGAGACAGUUACGUGGCAUACCGGGGUUGCAGACUUGGGUCGCAUCAAGUAACCAAUACCCUCACCACUCGAUUAAAGAAAUAAAAAAAUAUAUAUUAAUAAAUAAAUUCUCGCACGGGACAGCGAUGCGAAGCCACGGCCACAUUUACCGCAAACCCCUACUGGCGCUGUUCUUCACUCACUGCCUGCGGCGGAGCUUCGAAUACCUAGAAGGAACAGCUUGAUUUCGAGUAAUUUUGGUGCGAUCUGCUGUCCGGAGCUCUGUUGAAGGUUUAAUUACGGAACUGCUGCUGGAAUUGCACGCGAUGCCGCAGGAGGAGACCAAAUUUAUUCUGGACAAGCCGCUAGGGGAGCUCACUGAGGAUGACAUUGCUCAGGUCACUCGCGAAGAUUGCCGCCGUUACCUCAAGGAGAAAGGAAUGAGGAGACCUUCUUGGAACAAAUCGCAGGCGAUUCAGCAAGUGAUAAUGCUGAAGAAGCUGCUGGAAGCCUCGCCGGAUUCCGGAGCUAGUUCGCGCAAGAAGCUUCGCAUCUCGUGUCCGGAUAAUAGCCAAAGCAGUAACACUGCUGUUCUAGAGAGCGUUACUAAGGGAACGAGUGGCGGCGAUGCUGAAAAUUCUGCUUCUGCAGAGGAGACGACCGCGUCUCGUAGAAAAGAUCCGGAAAGACCUGAUUCCUCAGGUGGUUUUCCUGGCCGUAAUGUUGCGGCCAUUGAUGAAUCUGCUCAAGCGAGUUUUUCCAGGGCCACUGAUUCAACAAAUAUACUGGUUGGGCAAAUGACGAUCUUUUAUUGUGGCAAAGUAAAUGUAUAUGAUGAUGUGCCUGCAGAUAAGGCAAAAGCAAUACUGAAUGUUGCGGCAAGUCCGGUAAAGUUCCCAGAACAGGAGGUUGAUGUAACAACAAUAUCCCAUCAUUUGCCGUGCAUCUCAAAAGCUGGCAGUACUAUGGGACAUCAAAAUUCUGCUGCUGUUAUUUUGCCAACUCCCGAAACAGUGAGAAUGAAGGACAACGCUAUUGUGCUUGGAAGAGAAACUAGAAUGCUUCAUGAAGAAACCCCCGCCGAAGGGUCAUCAACGAGAAAGGCUUCAGUACUGAGAUAUCUCGAGAAGAGAAAAGACAGGUUUAAGAGCAAGAGAAAGGGAGGAAUGACGGUAUCUUCAAGUUUGGAUAUGUAUUUUAACCAUCAAAUGUCGAGAAGUAGCACAUGCUCCCCACCCCAAAUCAGAUCACCUUCUACACCCGCACGCUGCAGUUCAGCGGACAAUGACUCUGUGAAAAGUAUUUGCCUUUCUGCUAGUCUAACUAACCAAGCCCUACUGCUUUUCAGGUUUGUAGAUGGCACAAUCUCUACCUGCCAUCGAGGCCCGUGGCGUUGAACCAAAUCCUUUUUUUCACCGUGACAAAUUUUCGGCGGAUAUGUAAUGUUUUGUCGAAUAUUUCUAACCUCGAGUUAGCUAUCACUGUAACAUGCUUUAUUCUGGAAAUAACUUGAAGAAGCCAUUUGAAUCCAACUUAGACCUCUAUAAUUACCGCCAUCACUCCUUUCAUAAAUUCGCCAACAGGAACCCCCGAGACGGGCAUUCUUUAUAUCCCGAAAACACCUAUGAUGUUGCUCUUUUUGGUUUCAUUUUUGAACAGGGAAGGGAGAAUAGAUGAUAUAAUGAUUGCUCGUCGUAAAGCUGCCUUCUAUAAGGUAUGUUAUUCUUUCACAAUUAACUUAGAUUUUUCUUUUUCCCAUCUAGGCUGUCGACAUUAAGUCCCCGAAGCCGGUUUGAUCUUCAGGGCUCUUGGCUGCUCAUGCGGCCGUGAAGUUCCAGCAUCUCUUGGUGAUUGGGGUCGACUGACAGAGCUGCUCGACAAUCUCGUAAAGCGCCUCUGGCAUCACCAAUAUGCUCGUGGAAAGCAGCGCGGAGAUGAAGAAGGUGCAGAUCUGCUUUGAACGCCGUAGCCCUCGAUAGUUCUGCAAUGGCUUCUUUAUCCUUGUGAUUAUCCAUCAGAACUGCAGCCAGAUGACACAGCCAUUUUUCGAUCAUCAGGUUGUUCAGGUAAUGCUCGAUUCGAUUGGCAGCCCGGGUUAUAUAUAUAUAUAUGAUGGCGAAAGAACUAACCUGCAGCUCGAUAUCUGUAUGGAUAAACUCGGAGCGGAUCCAGGCGGGUUACCAUCUCAAGAUCCGCCUUUGUGAGGUCUCGGUCGCAGAACUCUGAUCGUUUUUCAUAAGCCGAGGCAUUGUUCCUCGCCUUUUCAAUCAGUUUUGUCAUCUCAGCAUAUGCAGCAUCCUUGUCGUUUCUCAGGAAGUGCACACGCGCGAGCCCUUGGUGUGCUCGGGUGUGCCGGAUAUUCAGGGCAUUCAUGUAGCAAUCAGCCGCCUCGUCUAGCUUGUUACAAUCAAUAUACACACUUCCAAGAUUGUUCAAGGCCUGGUAAGUAUAUAACAUUGGAGAGUGAUCAUCACUACAUUGGUAUUAAACAGCAGCGGAUAGAUCGGCGUAAGAAAAUUAAAUUUGUCGAAUACCUGGCCCUUGCGAAGUCUGUCGGAUGGACAUUUCAAAGCUUCUUCGAGGAGUGAUAUUACGGUAGACGAACAAGAUGGAUCCUGACUCGAAUCCGCCAGCGCAUAGGCUUUCAAGAAAAAGGCCUCGAACGAUCUCUGGAGAUUAAUCGACUCCUCGGCCUUCCGCAGCCCUUCUUCGCAAUGACCGGUGUCGUACAAGAUCCAUCCCUCGUAGACCAGCCUCUCGGAUUCGCUCGACGCGUGUCGGCGAGCGAGGCUUAAGCUCCUCAUUGCAGCCUCCGGACAGUUCAGUCUGAUCAUUAUACAUGGAUAAAAAUAAGAUGAGAAUAAUAUCAUCCAAAGGGAAAUGAAGAACAUAAGAAGAUUAUAUUUAGUUGAAAGCUUGCCGGAGGAGAAGCAGUGAUUGUCGAAAGUACAGAACACCUUUCGUUGCAUCGGAAUCGAGCAUCUGAUAUAUCACGGACAACGAACCUAUGUCGUCGACCAACGACCAUCUAUCGUAGAGAUGCAACCAACAUUCCGCUGGCGUCCACUUCUCGACAUGCUCGUACACGAGCGCACGGAGAU